UCUAGAAGGCUAAUUGGAAAUGGGGAGAGCAACACGUAAUAAAACUUCCCAACAGUUUAUUGCAAUCAUUCGAUUGAAGACGCCCGAGCUUGUGGAGUUGCGGAUCAACCAGAACGAAAUCAAUGGAAGCGACGGCUGUGCAACGCGAAUAUUCGAGCGUACCAACGUAUCCAUCAUUCAUUCAGGUUCCAUUCCCCAGACAACCCUGGAGGAAGGUGACACUUCAGCAGUUUCCCUAUCUGAGGGUAGAACGGGAAGGAAUGUAUCUGGUACACCGAGUUUGCUACUAGAUUUGGGUGUGCUGCUCUUCAGUUACUACAGUCAAGUGAAGCAGAAGAAUAGAAUUAUGUUGUGACUAGUAUUGUAGUGUAUUGAUUGUUAGUGAAGGGGCGUAGCCUAUAGCUAUUCAGCAUGUCUGUUUUGAUUACUUGCCACUUAGCGCUUCCGUUGUUGUUGUGUUCAUAUAGUAAGCUGAAUAGAGUAUCUAAAGGAA
Messenger RNA from Corticium candelabrum, 493 nucleotides. RefSeq lists its product as uncharacterized. The record is from RefSeq and is a predicted model, not a curated record. NCBI's taxonomy places the organism in Eukaryota, Metazoa, Porifera, Homoscleromorpha, Homosclerophorida, Plakinidae. The transcript is spliced from 2 exons. The coding region runs from base 20 to 355 and encodes 111 amino acids.